Messenger RNA from Momordica charantia (bitter melon), 738 nucleotides. RefSeq lists its product as uncharacterized. Gene Ontology annotation, cellular component: nucleus. The record is from RefSeq and is a predicted model, not a curated record. Lineage: Eukaryota; Viridiplantae; Streptophyta; Magnoliopsida; Cucurbitales; Cucurbitaceae.
AUGUCGUUUACUAGAACUUUUUAUUAUUCGGAUGAGGACAACACUGAUAAUGAAGAGGAAAGCGAGAAAUCAGUCAUCUUGAACAGUGGUUGUCAAUCUGAUUUGAAGGACACCGAAGGGAGCUCAGACUCUGUUAGCUGUGGUAAACAAGGCGAUGUUUCUGGUGAAGCCUCGUGCGAAAGCCGUUUCGAGGAAGAAAAGGACAUGGCAAUGCAGGAAAGCAUGGCAUUAGUUGGAUGCUCCAGUGAAAAAGCUCCUCAUUCUGAAUGGAUUGAUGUGGUUGAAAUGAACAACCAUACUACUCAGGGUGCAGAUGUACCUUUUGCAAAGGCUGUUGUUGUUUCUGUCGAUCAAGAAAUCGAGGCUGUAAAACAGGAUGCUGACAAGGUUGCGAUUGUAAACUCAGAAAGCCGUCAAGACACGUCAGGUCCAAAUAAUGGUGAAACUAUUGAAGAUUUAUCCACACUUCUUGAACCAAAUGGCUCUCCAGUGUCCAAGUUGAGUGCUCCCAAAGAAACAGCUGCAAGUAGAUGCAAUUCAGAAGAAGCAACACUGAAUUUUGAUGAUUUUAGUUCUGCAGCAGAAAUGGAGGUUCUUGGAUUGGAAAGGCUAAAGAGUGAACUGCAAGCAAGAGGGUUAAAAUGUGGAGGGACCUUGCAAGAGAGGGCAGCCAAGUUUUCCUUUCUCAAGUCUACCCCUUUAGACAAGCUUCCAAAGAAGCUUCUUGCCGCAAAGUAA